AUGCCGUUUGACAACAUCAAGACGAGGAUGCAGAGCGUCAACGCGCGAUACAAGGGGAUGCUGGACUGCGCCGCGCAGACCCUUCGCGAGGACGGCGUGCUGGCGUUUUGGCGAGGCACGUCGCCGAGAUUGGUCCGGCUGACUCUCUCGAGCGGCAUCACGUUCACGGUAUAUGAUCAGGUGGUGCGCUUGAUCAAGUCGGCCCAGGCAGACCGCGACGCCACUGACCUACAGCGCGUCUAA
Molecule: messenger RNA, 243 nt
Organism: Colletotrichum higginsianum IMI 349063
Lineage: Eukaryota; Fungi; Ascomycota; Sordariomycetes; Glomerellales; Glomerellaceae
Product: Mitochondrial carrier protein
Exons: 2
Coding region: 1-243 (80 amino acids)
Biological process (GO): mitochondrial citrate transmembrane transport
Source: RefSeq, a predicted model, not a curated record